Eremomyces bilateralis CBS 781.70 is the source of this 2788-nucleotide messenger RNA. RefSeq lists its product as uncharacterized. The record is from RefSeq and is a predicted model, not a curated record. Lineage: Eukaryota; Fungi; Ascomycota; Dothideomycetes; Eremomycetales; Eremomycetaceae. The transcript is spliced from 15 exons. The coding region runs from base 1 to 2661 and encodes 886 amino acids.
AUGCAAAACUUGGGGAUAAGGUCAAGUGGGUCACAACGCAAUUUCCCAACUCCAACGCCCAGCACCCCUCGCAACUCGCUGAGCCCAGAGAGUACGACUCCUGAUUCGACCAGGCGUCGACGGUCAGGAUCUCGACGGCGAUCUAGUUCUCGUAUAAACGAGGACCCUUAUAGGGUCGAAGAUGAACAGCCUCCAGAGGAGCCCUUCCAUCGUCAGGACUUCCAGCGUGGAUAUAAAGACGCGAAGGGACUCGUCGCUGGUUUGGUAUCGGUGUUGCGGCAGUUACCAUUACAUACUGAGUCGGGGUCGAAAUUCGCUAGUCUCUAUGAGCGUGCACAGAACUUGAGUGCAUUUGAAUGUCCCUCAACCCGUACAGUCGGCCUCAUUGGAGACUCGGGGGCAGGCAAGAGUAGUCUCCUGAAUACGCUGUUGGAUAUCAAAGGUUUGGCCAAGACUAGCAACAGCGGCGCUGCGUGUACAUGCGUAGUGACCGAGUUCCACCACCACAAUCGAGAUGAUUUCAUUAUCGUGGUGGACUACUUCAACGAGGCUGAGAUUACCGACCAAUUCCGUGACCUGCUAGAUGGCUAUCGGAGAUACCAUCUCCGCGACCAGUCUGAUCCUGAGGACGGGGGCGAGGGUUUCAGGGAACACGCUGCCCUUGCUCGAGACACCUUCCGGGCUGCAUUUGGGACUCGUCUGAGGCGAAAUGAAGGGUUUCUCUUGGAUGAGCCAAUGGCAACACCCCUGAAUAGGCUUCUUGAUUGGGCUAAGGAGUUGGAUACCCCCCUGCGUGACGGAGAUGUCAAUGCCCAAAGGAGACAUAUGGCUACCACUGCUGAAGCGUGCUCCACGCGAUUGAUGGAGCUGACUUCGAGCUCCGAACGGGAUGGAGGAGCAUGGCCAUUCAUUUGCAAGAUUAGCAUCUAUUUGAAAGCAUACAUCCUGAGUAAAGGUCUUAUCUUAGCCGAUCUUCCUGGCCUAAGGGACAUCAAUUCAGCUCGAACGAAAGUCACCGAACGUUACAUGCUGAAUUGUGACGAGAUCUUUGCCGUCUGCAAGAUCGGUCGUGCCACGACUGAUGUUGGUGUGCGGGAUGUACUCCAGCUUGCCCGAAGAGUUAACUUGAGGAAUAUCGGAAUAAUUUGUACACAGGCCGAUGAUAUUCGAGCAGAUGAGGCGAGGCGCGAUUGGCGUGGUGAAGACGGAACAACUCUCAAUGGAUUGAUGGAAGAGCUUCAAACCGAUCGCGACCGAAUCAGUCACACUAACAGUGAGCUUGAAGAUAUUGAAGGCGAUAACCCUGAGGAAAUGGAUGGUGAAGACAGCAAGGAGUAUUGGCAGCUCAAAAACGACAAGAAAUCCUUCGAGGCAUCGGAGGAACGCCAUAAGUUCCAGCUGAAAUCGCAUCUCAUGACAACCCGAAGUCGUAAUGUCAUGCGGAAACUGACUGAGGAAUACAAUGGAAAAUUCCCUAACAUCGAGUUAACCACGUUUUGCGUAAGCAACACGGACUAUUGGAACUUUCGAAAGAAACCACGGGAGAAGGCCCAGCCAUACAUGGACCUAAGCGGCAUUCCCGGAAUUCGGAAACAUUGUAUCUCCAUUGUUGCGCAAAGUCAGCUCCGUGCUGCAAAAGGAUACAUCGAACAUGAGAUUCCAGCACUGCUCGGGUCUAUUGAGCUAUGGGUUCAAUCCGGUGCGGGAGGUAUUGACGCUGGACGAAAAGAAGCUAUCCGCAAUCUGAUCGAUGAUGUCGACAAGCAACUCCUGGUUCUCACGAUGCCAGGCUCGGGCUUAAGCAAAAACGUAAUGAUCAGGAAGAGAACAUUUAAAGAGCUUAUACCUCGAAACAUGAGAGUCCAGAGCUACCCAUGGACCCUCGCUGCUAAAGCCGCCAGUCUCGACUGGAAUGAGUGGCAUCACAGUACCUAUGCAGCCUUUUGCCGAAAUUACGGGGAUCACUCUACGGAAAAGGUUGGAUCUCGCUGUUGGAAUGACGAGGCGAUGCAGGCGAUGGUAACUACUAUGGCCGAGCAUUGGGAUAGACUAUGCCAAGGUCUCGAAGAUCAGAAUGUUCAGGAUUGUAGUCUGAUUGGAGAGACUUUGGAUACCAUACUCCAGUCCCUAUCUACCACCACCGCUAUCCCAGUCAACACGAUAAGAACCUUGGGUGGCACGCUCCAACAUAGACGUGGUCUCCUUCUUGAUGAAGUAGAACGGACACAAGAGUCAUUUGAGGACGAUCUUCGACAAAUCGAAAGAGACACUUUCACCGGGAUACGUAGCUCCAUUAUUGGCGAGCUUAUGGAAGGAUCCUACCGAAGCUGCAAUCUCGAAGGAGGACGCGGUAGUCAUGGACGGCGCAAGGAUAUCAUCAGUCGCCGCUUUGGUGAUGGAGAGCUAUUCAUAGAGCUCCGAAAGCGUUGCAGUGAAAAAUUUUACUGGUGGGUAGAUGACCUAGAAAGGAGAAUUCAAGAAGUCGUUGCUUCCAAUCUGGAUGCGGUGCAGGCGGAUCUGGAUAUGUUGAGGAAUGAAAAUGCGGCGGUGGAAGGAGAACGAUAUCCCGAGUUGCAGAGACAAGUGUCUUCAGAAGUCGAACGUAUCGGUCGGGAGAUGGAGAGAAUUAAUGGGGAGCUGAGGGAUUUUCUAGUUGUGUGACGUUCGCUUGCUACGUUGGCUGCUGCAAAGGCUUAUCUCGUUUCUCAAUUGGAUUUUAACGAUGGUACAAAUACGAACAACUAUAUUUUUGAGCAUCCAGUGCUACUAAGGAACGGGAGAAGAUAAA